This is a messenger RNA of Rattus norvegicus (Norway rat), 9311 nucleotides long. The record is from RefSeq and is a predicted model, not a curated record. NCBI's taxonomy places the organism in Eukaryota, Metazoa, Chordata, Mammalia, Rodentia, Muridae.
UCCUUUUCAGAACUCUUGUGGAACUAGAACAUUCUCUUUGCUUAAGCACCAGGAACAGGUUGGCCAGGACCUCCCUUUUCUGCACAGGAUGCUAAGGCCUGUUUUGAUCUGUAGAUUGUAGAGGUCUUGGCAGAAUCAGGAUGCUGUGUGUGAUAUCAUCUUCUAGAUUCAGACUCAUCACACUGCCCUUGAGAUACUGAAAUGUAGAUUCUUGGGCUAUUACCAUCUGUAACAUUUUUGAGUUUCAGCUUUUCAUAUGUGUCAGAAACUCUAGGACAUUCAGAAUUUAUCCAGUCAUGACUUACAACCCUUUCCUGGCUAGCCUCUAAUUAGGUUUGAAUUAUUUUGUCCAUUUUGAAUGGUGGCUAACUAUUUUCAAGUGUUUGACUUUCUGCCCUAUGGCCUCUCCAUUUUGAUAAGGCUUUUUUUGAUCAGGUGUUCAUUAUACAUUUCUGUAAUGUUGUCAUUUCCUGUUUUGCACACUGUGUUUACCUUAUGUGUGUGGAUAUCUCAUAGCAAGUUAUUAAUAUUGGUUAAAUACACAUCCAUUCUAAUAGUAAGUCUUGAUGAGUGUUGGGGGACAAUGUUCAUAGAAAAUUUAUAAUACAUUUAAGAAGUUUAGAGAUUUUAUUGCCAAUGUUAAUACUUGGAGGCUUUGUGUUUUAAAUUAUAAACAUUCCUAUGAAAAGUGAUUUCCGUCAUCUUAGAGACAUUUACUUAAGGUGCAGAAAUUUCAUGAUGCCGAAUUGUAAGGCAUUGCACAUUUCAGUAUAUUUUCAGUUUGAUGAAUAUAUAUAUAUAUAUACAUAUAUAUAUAAUUUUAUAUUUCUUACACAUAGAAAUUUUAUGGCACUAUAAAGAAGUGAGUUUAAUGACCCCAUUUUUGUUCAUUAGUAAUUAUAUACUAAAGACUAAAUUCUCAUUACAAGGCCCUUAAAUUACUGCCUAUAAAAAGAGAGACCUCUUUGAUUUUGUUCUCCAUACAAUUCUAGUUAUUGUAUUGAGGGAAGUCAUCAAACUCUUUAGUAGUCUAAACCUUUAAUUUGGUUUUAGAACAGCAGUCAUAUAUUGAACUCUCAAAUUGCCAUGUCUUUAACAAGUAAUGCAAACACUCUGUAUUAAAAAGGUAAUGACCAUAACUUCUCUUGGAGGCUUUUUUGUACUAAUUUUUAAAAGAGGACAUUUGAGAUAAAUAUUCCACAAAAGCCAAAAUCUCAUACAUUUAAUGAUGGUCGAGGUAUGGGUAUGUGUAGAAGGGAAAGAUGGCCGUUUUUCUAGUGGUGUCUUUAAGUGGACAAUUUACUAAUUAUGUUGAGGUAAACAUUUUACAACUCUAAGGAAAACUUCAAUUAUCUGAAUGAAAUGAAGUAUGUAAAAUUGACUCAGAUAAGUGGGGGGACUCUUACUUUAAAUGAUGCAUGUUAAGAGAUAUGACCUCAAUUUUCACCCCCCUUUAUGUUUGUCAUUCCCUUUUACAUUAUUGCAUUGUGAUUCUUUUUGGUCACAAUAGGAAUCAUUGAUGGGAGGAAGUAGUGUUGAGCUGUGGGUUUUUUUUUUUUUUUAAUAUCUUUUUCCCCAAAUCUGGAAUGAUGUUCUGUGACAUUAGUGAUUGUUUAUCUCUGGCCUAUACUGCCUUAUGUUUUAGUGAUAUUCCAGAACCUUUCAUUUUGUUAGCUUCCUCACAAACAUGUAUGGACUCUGAGAAUAUGAUUUGAAUAAAAUUAAACCACAUUCCUCUCUAAUCUACAGAUGCUUAUACUUUUCAAAAGUUGGGUUUUCACCAAGUAGAUUGAGCUGGAUAAACCUUUAAUCUAACUCUCUUUUUUUUCUUUUCUUUUCUUUUCUUUUUUUCAGAGCUGGGGACCGAACCCAGGGCCUUGUGCUUACUAGGCAAGAGCUCUACCACUGAGCCAAAUCCCCAACCCUUUAAUCUAACUCUUUAACAGCUAUUUUGUAGUGUAAAUGCUUAGAACUGAAACCAAGGGCAUGACUCUUGACCUUUGUAGAUUCUAACUUGAAAUGGAAAUUUUUCUGAUUGAUUAGGGUUUAAGAAAAUGAUUUCUAUUGCAGAUGACUUAGGUUUUCAGUACUUUUGACUUUGAAAGCUAUUGUGUAAUUUGUACAUGGCCUCUGUAGCUGUGAUGACCUUACCUUUGAAAUGUCUUCUUUUUAAUGUAAACAGAUCACAUAAAUGACAUAUGUAAGUCAAUUUACUUCACUAUUUAGUUUUGCUAUAGAUGAUCUCCUUUACUUGAAGCAUGUGAGAACAUUCCCAUUUUCAACAUGUACCUUUUCAUUUGUUGGAGUUGGGGAUUUAGCUCAGUGGUAGAGCGCUUGCCUAGCAAGCGCAAGGCCCUGGGUUCGGUCUCCGAAAAAAAGAAAAAAAAAAGUCAUUUGUUGAUUUUUAAGAUGCAGUUUGAGUCAUAUCUUGAUUGAUUUGGGCAGAGUGUGGUAUCAGCAAGUGCUGUAUCAACUUUGUGAGCAAUCGCUGAGUCACUGAGGCUUUCUUUAGUAGAUCUGCGUGUAUGAGCAAAGAUUUUGGGCUUAGCAGUCAGUUGAGACUGAUUUUGAAUUUUGUGCGAUAUAAGCAUAGGUCUUGGGAGGAAGGUAGGUAUUUAAACAUGUAUGAAUUUCAGUUUCCUCAUGUUGAAAUGGAGAUGAUAUCACGUGGCACUUAAAAAUGAUCUUUGAUGCAUUAAUUUAUGAUCAUAUUUAAAUAGUAUAGAUUAAUACACUAAUUAAUAUGCUAUUUAAAUACAAGAUAUAGGUAAUCAAAUAAAAACCUUUUCAAAUAGAGAUCUGGUUCAGUUGACUUUACAAAAGCAUGAAUUAUCAAUCUGUUUAUGUAUACAUAAUAUACUGAUAUAUGCUAUAAAGGGGCAGAAUAUAUUGUUCUUAUAGUUUAGAUGUCUCCUAAAGGACUUGGUUUCUAAAGUGGUGUGAUUAACAGGGUCUCUUAGAAAGGUAGGGCCUAAUAUUGCAAGGUAUUCAAGGAUACUGGGGGGAAUCAUGAAACACUAGGCACAUAAUUUCUGUGUCCUGGCUUGAGAUGCAUUACCUCCAGCUUGCUCUUUCACUAUGAUAUGCUUCCCUUUCCAGAAGUAUUCAUGUAUAGUAAAGAUAAGUUAUCAAGACUUAAUGUUAGAUAUGCAUAAUGUUAGAUAUGUGACUUCAAACAAACGACUUCUGCUUCUAAUCUGGAUUUCUUCAUCUAUGGCAUAGCAGCUAAUGAGUAGAUAUCUAAGAGGAUUAAAUGAGAUAUUUUUAUACGCAGACUCAAUGCUGAUUGCUGUUAUUUGUAUUACUAUUAAAUUCCAGACACAUGAGAGCAUUUUGAAUUAAAAGCAAAAUUGUAAAUACAGAUACUUGGUACACCACUUGAAUAGGGAUAUUUACUAUGGAUUUGGAGAUGUCACCUAAUCAUUUAUAGCUUUCUGUGUUUGCUUAAGAUAGUAGUUCUCAAGCUGGGCAGAAGUGCCUAGUCUAGCACUUGGAGGGAGAGGCCAGUGAAUCUUGGAGUUCAAGGCCAGCCUUGUCUUCAGAGUGGUUCCAGGAUAGCUAGGGCUACACCGAGAAACUCUGUCUUGGGAAGCAAGCAAACAAGGAAGCAGAAAGCGACAGUAGUUCUCAGAAUAUGUUAUAUCUAGUUGUUAGUAGGUGGGGUGCUCAAAAUUAAGACUAUUAUCAUAGUAAUAAAACUUCUUGCCUUUUUGUCUUGUAAUGUGCAAAUCUGUGAAUAUCUUCUUAGAAAUUAAAUGCUAGUGAUGUCAUGCUAUGCUACUAAUUGUAUAUGUCUCAUGUGACAUAUGUAUUUAAAAACACUGAAAACAUCAAAUAUUCAGCCAUCUUCACUUCAGAAGGUACUUGUGGGAGAAGUAACAAUGAGAUUUUUAAAAUUUUAACUUAUUAUUAUUAGUCUUUCUUUUAAUAUUCCCUGAGAUUAAAUUGGAAGGAUGCAAAAGCACUUCUGAUUUAUAUGCUGUAGUAUAUAUUGCUUGUCUAAAGGAAAAAAAAGCACUCGUUCUUUUUUCUGAGUUAUUAGUAAAGCUAGCCACAUUUUUUUUUUUAAAUAUGAAACACUGGUUCUACUUUAAAGAGUGACUAGAAAAGAAACUAUGGUGAUUUAGACUUAGUCAUUUGUCAGCCAUUUUCUUGAAAAUAAAGAAGAGGAUUUGUCACUUGAAGGGCAAAAACUGUUAAGGUUUGUCCCCAAAGAUAAAAAUCUAAAUUUUUAUAUGAAAAUUAAAAUUUUAGAAAACCUUUGUUACCUGCUAUGUUCUUAUCAGCUUUUCAGUAUUUGAACAAUCCUUCUAGCAACACAGUGAUACUGAUGGAUGUUUGCUGCUAUAUAAUGAAUUAUGACAAGAUUUGUAUCAGUAGACCAAUAGUUUUAAAAUGAGAACUGUUACAAGAAAGGUUGAAAGAGCCUCUCAAAAAGCAAGUAAAAUAAUACAAAAAAGUGCUUGUGUUAGGAUCCACAUUGUAACCAGCCCUUAAGAAACUCCUGUUUUGCUAAGUUUUGGUAUAGUAUCAUAAAGAUUAUCUAUUAUUAUAUGGAUAAGUUAUUAGUAUUAACAUAUUUUUCUUACUGUAUUUUGUGAAGCCAUUUUUUACGUAGCUUAGUCUAAACUAUAUUUCACAGCAGAAUCAGUGUAGAAGCAGAUAUGAGAAUCCUCUUGUCUUCUCACAAGCUAAACAAUGAUAUUUGAAAGACCUAUAUCAUCAUUACUUUCUUAUUAAGCUUUUGUAUUUUGAGAAGUGUUUUUACAAAAUGUAAAAUUUAUUUUAAAUAUUACAUAUCUUACUAGAUUUAUGGUGAUUUAGCAAAUAGUUUCUAAUACAACAAAUAUUGAUAAUUUUAAUGCAUAAAGUAUUUUGGGGUGAUCUAACAAUUUUUAAGAAUACAAAAGGAGUUUAGACACUAAGAAAUUUGAGAACUCUUUAUGUUAAUUAAGGUCAAUGAAUGGUGUCUUACAUAUUUAGUCUUUUCAGGAUUUUUUAAAUAUGUGCUACAUGAAAGUAGUUUAUUGUCUUAAUUUUAAGGCUGUAUAUUAUUGGACUUUUGUGUCACUUUAGAAAUAGGCAAGGUUCUUGCAUAUCUUCAAAGAUUUAUAUUUUCUGGAUUGGUCCCAGCCAAGUAACUACUUUAAGUUGAGAUAGUAGUAAUUUCAGAUAACCUCUUCUUCCUCUUCUUCCCUGAUGCCUUGUGUGUCAUUGUGAGCUUUGAUGUGAGUUUAUGUUCAAAGGGACACAGAUGAUAUGGGCCUCCUUGGAAGGUGGACAUAGCAUUUGGGUAAAGUAGACAUAGACGCUUGGAUCAGCUGUCAGUAGUGGAGAGGAAAGAAAUGGAGUAUGUAUUCUUCUGAGACAGAUCCUAAAACAAGUGAGAGAUAUUUCAAGGUGAGUAUUCUUAGGUGAGGAAGACAGCGAUAUGUAUAGAUUUUGAUUUUAUUAUACUCUUAUAUUUGGUGUUUGUAUGAACUGUGCUGAAGCACAGAAGAGCAGGCAAUUUGUGAAGGCUAAAUUGGUAGGCCACAAGUUUGAAGGUUCAAAGAAAAUAGUUAAGAGGAAUCACUGAGACUGGGAGAAGUUGAAAUAUUCAGGUUGUAAAGGAAUCCAAAGAUAGUCACAUGUCAGAGCGGUUGUUAGAGCAUGUUGGAAGUGACAGCAUGCUUGUUCAGCUCUGAAAAUAGGAGCGAUCUCCAUUACAGAGGGUACAGAGUAAACGUCCAGAAUAGGAGAGCGUCGGCAUGGAAGAGGCCAGUGUUGGAGACUUGAAGCUGAGCUGUUUGUUCCUGCCCAAGGUCCUUUGAUUCAACCUGUGCCAAGGGGAAGAGCAAAGGGAGUGUAGCUGUCUACCUACAUUGGAGGGAGAUAUUGAGUGGUGGGACGUGAGACAGGGAAACAGUUGAUUUAUUAUUGUCAUUCAUCUGAGGUUAUUAAUACAGCAGACCGUUGAUAUCACAAUUUCUAAACCAAAAGCUUCCCUAGGCUAAGAGUUGGUAGACUUCUCUCUUUAAACGACCCAGAUGGCAAAUAUUUUGGGCUGGUAUUUUGUGGCUGUUUUUGGUACGAAAACAGCUGUACAUAAGUAGUUAAGGAACAUUGAUCAUCGUUUAGUAGGUGUUAUUUAUAGAGACUGAAAUCUGACUCCAUGUUGUUUUCACAUGUCACACGAUAUAAGUUAAUUUUACUAAUUAUUUAAAAAUAUAAAGCCCAUUUUAGGUUAUACCUAUAUAAGAAGCAGUGCUGAUUUUCUUCUUGUGUUCUAGCUUGCUGACCUCUGUUUUAGGAAGUAAGUGUCUUAUCAAUUAUGAUGAAGAGAGCUUGGCAGUACUGAAAGAGAUGCUGUCUAGGACAGCGCUGUUAGUGAUAAUGUCUUGUAGGUGACACUAAUGAUAAAAAUCCAUUUAAGUAUUUAGAUGUGACAUCUGCAGCAGGUUCUAAUCGUUCAGUUAUGAGACAGACUGGAAACUUGACAAGGAUUGUCACCUACUGUGCAGAGACAGGCAAAAUCCAUUACAGAAAUCGUCUGGGUGAGCUGCCUGAUACACCGUUUGACAAAGACGGUGAAAGAGAAGUUUGCCACAUCCUUGGGGUGACUAGCUGGGAGUGUGGCACAAGUAUAGAUUAAGCUGUGUAUUUCCAAAAACUUUAUGACUACAUAAAAAUAAAAGUGAAAAAAAUGGGUAGUGGUGAUUAGUUUAGUUGAAGUAAAUUUGAUCUUCAUUUGCGGAUUGUAAACUACAUUAUCUUUCUGUGAUGAUAUGUAGUGAUUGCCUUGGUAAUCUGACUUUAACGUAGUUAUUACUUUUUAGGAUCGAGCUAAAGGGAAAUGCAAUGAAGAAUGACAACUGUGUACCAGACUAGGUACCAGAUCGGAUAUCAGUACAUCCGGAUCAUAAGGUUUGAUCAAGCCAAUGAGUAUUCUUAUCAUUGAGGCAUUUUAUGGAGGCUCCCAUCGACAGCUGGUAGAGCUGCUCCGAGAAGAAGUGGAUGACUGUGUGCUGUACACCCUUCCUGCAAAGAAAUGGCAUUGGCGAGCACGCACAGCAGCGCUGUACUUCUCACAGAGUGUGCCCAGCAGUGAGCACUACAGUUUCUUUCCUAGGGUCCUCUUUGCAAGCUCAGUACUCAACCUGGCUGAACUGAGUGCACUUCGGCCUGAUCUGGGAAAAUUGAAGAAGAUACUGUACUUCCAUGAAAACCAGUUGGUAUAUCCUGUCAAGAAGUAUCAGGAGAGGGAUUUUCAAUAUGGAUAUAACCAAAUUCUCUCAUGUUUGGUGGCUGAUGUUGUGGUAUUCAAUUCCAAUUUUAAUAUGGAAUCAUUUCUUACUUCUAUUGGAAAAUUCCUGAAGCUGAUUCCUGAUCACAGGCCUAAGGAUCUGGAAAGCAUUAUCAGACCCAAGUGUCAAGUAAUUUACUUUCCCAUCAGAUUUCCUGAUGUGAGCAGAUUCAUGCCCAAGCACAAAAUAGCCCACUUAAGGAGGAUGCUCAGCCUUAUUGGAAAUGAUGCUGCAGCGCUGUCUGUGACGCUUCCUCCCCAACCAGAGCAGAGGCUUUCUAAGAAGUCACUGGAGAAUUUUGAAUCAAAGUCUGAUGAACACCCUGGCCUUGAUACUGAACAAGAAACCCUGGACACCCCAACAAUCCUCAAAUCAGUCUCCCUUCCUGUGAGCGAAGAAAACCCGGCUCUUGGUCACAGCACCUUUUUGUGUGGAGCUGAAGAUCAGCAGAGACCGCUGCACAUUACAUGGCCGCACAGGUGGGAGCAUGACAAAGAUCCAGAGACGUUUUUAAAGGUCUUAAUGCAUCUAAAAGAGUUAAGGCUCAAUUUCUACGUCUCUGUCCUUGGAGAGACUUUUACAGAUGUACCAGAUAUAUUUUCAGAAGCCAAAAAGGCACUGGGCUCUUCAGUCUUGCACUGGGGCUACUUACCCAGUAAAGAAGACUAUUUCCGAGUACUGUGCACGGCUGAUGUUGUCAUCUCAACAGCCAAGCAUGAAUUCUUUGGAGUAGCAAUGUUGGAAGCUGUGUACUGUGGCUGUUACCCACUCUGUCCCAAAGACUUGGUUUAUCCUGAAAUCUUUCCAGCUGAGUAUCUGUAUUCCACACCUGAACAGCUUUCAAAAAGGCUCAAGAGUUUCUGUGAGAGACCAGACAUUAUAAGAAAACAUCUUUAUAAGGGUGAAGUGGCUCCAUUUUCUUGGGCAGCCCUACAUGGUAAAUUCAGGUCUCUGCUCACAACAGAACCCAGGGAAGAUUUGUGACAGAUGGGGCUAAGUCGCAAACUUGCAGCCUAAGGCAGAAUCUGAAGAACUUUCCAGAGUGUGCCCAUAUUUACCUGAUCAGAGAGAAAAGAAAAUCUGCAGAGGAAGCCGAGCCUGGCUGCUUGUCAUAGCUGACACAGAGCCAUCUGCCACAAACCUGUGGCAGCUUCAGAUCUCCAAUCCCUGCCACCACCCCAACGCAAAUUAAAUACAGAUUCCUAGAGACGCUAUGAUGGUUACACAUGUCCUCGGCAUCACAUGUAGGAGACUGUUCAAAAAAAAAUAUGUGGCCUGUUGUAUAACCGCACUCAUGUAUCCCAUAUGUGGUGCCACAUUGAAUUUCCGGUUGAAUCCGUUUUUAUCCUUUGUACUGGAUGACAUGGUGCCUGAAUUCUUUCUCUCUGCCGACACGAUGGCAGCCAAACUGCAGCUUCAAACACUCACACUUGGCCGAGUUUCUACCUGGGUUGCCAGGUUAUCAUCGGAGCCUUCUUGUGUCCUCAAAGGGCCACGGGGCCUAGAAAGAGGAUCAGAAUGCUACCGAACUAAUUGGGUAGCCAUCUCAAAGCUGCUGUAGGCAAAGGACUGCUUUAGCACUUUUCUUUUAGCAAAUUAAUGACUCUCUGGCAAAGGAGGUUUAAGUGAAGGUAUUAAUAAGGGGUCUGGCAGGUAUUCCCAUGAUUCACAGGGUUUCAUUUGCAUUUAAUUAAUCUUAAAGAAACUUGCAAGAUAAACAGCUGUAAUUCGGACAAACAUGGCAGAUUCAGUGAGUGAAGUCCUCUCAUCCAUAAAAUGAACACGAGAUACUUGUUUUAAAAUUUUUCCCUGUGGGUAAAAAGAGAAAAAUCAAAAUGCUCAUAACAAAACAUAAUUUGGUACAAAAUUCCUCAAAAAUACUUGCAUCCAACUAUAAAUAUAUUCCUUUUAAGAUAAGUCACUUAUGAUUCUUGGAGUCAGGCUGCUCUGUUUGUUGGUGUAAAGAUGUUUUAAAUGGCUGGAUUGUAAAAUAAAUUUUUAAUAAACUGCCCGCUGCAAUUUUAA